Molecule: messenger RNA, 1068 nt
Organism: Diorhabda sublineata
Lineage: Eukaryota; Metazoa; Arthropoda; Insecta; Coleoptera; Chrysomelidae
Product: potassium voltage-gated channel subfamily H member 5-like
Exons: 1
Coding region: 1-1068 (355 amino acids)
Source: RefSeq, a predicted model, not a curated record
AUGAAUGCUGGUUUCGGGAAAACAUUCAUAUUCCUAUUAGAACAGUUUACAACUCUUCUCAUCAUUUUACAUUUCUAUACGUCAAUGUUUUUCGCUAUACCUUACAACCUCUACAUAAGAAAUAAUCAUGUACCAGUUGAUUCGUGGAUCAGUAUACGUAAUUUAACAAUUACCGAGUACAGGUUAGAUACAUAUUUUGAGGGUUCGAUGAUAGUACUAUCAUAUUUUUUCGGUUCCUACUAUCACGAUCCUAUUAAACUACCCAUAGAACAAUUACUACUUUUCUUUUUUACUUUUACUGGUAGAUCUUUCGUGCUGGUGAUCAUAGGUAGGAUGUUAUCCAACUUUGGUUUCUCUGAUAGAGCAGACACCGAAUACGAGAAUAUUCUGAUACAGGUGAACAGUUACAUGAGAUCGUAUCAAGUACCUAUCGAAAUUCAAGAACAAAUUAUCGAAAGAUUUGAAUACACUUACCAGAAAAAGUAUUUUAAUGUGCAGCAAAUGAUGACGAUACUGACGGAUCAUUUAAAAACAGAAUUGUUUCUAUUCGGAGCCAAAAAUUUAAUUUCCAACAAUCCUUUCCUGAAAUCGCUGAAACCGAAUGAAUUAGCUCUACUUUUCAGUCAUAUGAAAUCGAUGAUUUUUAGUAAACAUGAAGUGAUACUUAGCGGUUUCCAAGCUCAAAAUAAUAUAUAUUUCAUUCUCUCUGGUACUGUAGCUGGAUAUUCCGAAGGAGUUGAGGUUUUUCAUGCGAAAGAUGGAGACGUCUUUGGUAUUGCCACUUUGUAUACUCCACUAGAACUAGCAAAUUAUUGGUAUGUUGUUGCUAUUGAGACUACUGAAGUAUAUUUUAUCAACAAAAAAAGGAUGUACACAUUUAUGCAAGAUCGUCCAGAUGUAACUAAAUAUUUCCUCGAAAUUUUCACAGAACGAUUAGAUAAACUUGAACAACAGAUUCGGCAAAAGUACGAAGGGGGCGAAGAUAUCAGAGAAUUACUCAAAAAAGGAAUUCUUUUAGAAAAAUUGAAAAAUAGAGAAAACAUUGUACUUGAUAUGGAAAUAAGAUAA